AUGGUGAUGAGUUUCCGGGUCUCAGAUCUUCAGAUGUUGCUGGGUUUUGUUGGCAGGAGUAAAAGCGGACUUAAACAUGAACUAGUCACCAGAGCAUUGCAAUUGGUCCAAUUUGACUGCAGCCCUGAAGUUUUCAAGAAAAUUAAGGAGCUCUAUGAGACUCGGUACGCCAAGAAGACCUCUGAACGGGGGAUUGGUGGCGAGUUGCUGGUCUGUUUUUUUUCCUCUUCAGUUCCACAGAGUAACGAGAAGCUUCAGGAAAGUCCGUGCAUUUUUGCGUUAACACCAAGACAAGUGGAGUUGAUCAGAAAUUCCAAGGAGUUGCAACCUGGUGUGAAAUCGGUUCAGGUUGUGCUAAGAAUCUGUUACACAGACACUAGUUCUCCUCAGGAGGAUCAGUACCCUCCGAACAUCGCGGUGAAAGUGAAUCAUAAUUACUGCUCCGUGCCGGGCUACUAUCCAUCAAACAAACCUGGAGUGGAACCUAAAAGGCCCUGUCGUCCCAUCAACCUCACCCAUUUCAUGUACUUGUCUGCAGCGACCAAUCGCAUCACCGUUACCUGGGGGAAUUAUGGGAAGAGCUAUUCCGUGGGGCUGUACUUGGUGAGGCAGAUGACCUCGGCAGAGCUGCUCCAGAGGUUGAAAACCAUCGGGGUCAAACAUCCCGAACUUUGCAAAGCACUUGUAAAAGAAAAGCUACGCUUGGAUCCUGACAGUGAAAUUGCCACUACAGGGGUUCGUGUCUCUCUUAUCUGUCCGCUUGUGAAGAUGCGACUGUCUGUCCCGUGCCGGGCGGAAACCUGUGCACACCUGCAGUGCUUUGAUGCAGUCUUCUACCUACAGAUGAAUGAGAAAAAGCCCACAUGGAUGUGCCCUGUAUGUGACAAACCAGCUCCCUACGACCAGCUAAUAAUCGAUGGGCUCCUCUCAAAGAUCCUGACAGAAUGCGAAGAUGCCGAUGAAAUCGAGUUCCUGGUGGAUGGCUCCUGGUGUCCCAUCAGGGCGGAGAAGGAGCGGAGCUGCAGCCCUCAGUGUCCCAUAUUAGUUCUCGGUUCCUCAGAUGUGAACGGGCUCCUGCCCACUCCCAACGGCAACAACGGGGAGAACGGCAAGGCCACAGCCGACGUGGUGGAUCUAACGUUGGACAGCUCAUCGUCGGAGGAAGAGGAGGAGGAGGACGAGGAAGAAGACGAUGAUGACGAGGGACCCCAACCAAAACGACGCUGCUCUUACGAGAAAGGUUUAGUUUCUGCCUGCUGACUGUGAAAGCAGCUCUGGGGCUCAGAAUGGACAGACUUGAAUACUCUGGUGCUUAUUAAACUGGAGGAGGGGGGAGAACGUCCUCUCCCACCUCAUCUCCCUUCCUCCCUGAUCUCCUUUGACUUUCCUA
Molecule: messenger RNA, 1390 nt
Organism: Calidris pugnax (ruff)
Lineage: Eukaryota; Metazoa; Chordata; Aves; Charadriiformes; Scolopacidae
Gene: PIAS4
Product: protein inhibitor of activated STAT 4
Exons: 11
Coding region: 1-1260 (419 amino acids)
Biological process (GO): protein sumoylation; regulation of transcription by RNA polymerase II
Molecular function (GO): transcription coregulator activity; zinc ion binding; SUMO ligase activity
Source: RefSeq, a predicted model, not a curated record